This is a messenger RNA of Gossypium raimondii (Peruvian cotton), 759 nucleotides long. RefSeq lists its product as uncharacterized. The record is from RefSeq and is a predicted model, not a curated record. The transcript is spliced from 4 exons. Bases 1 to 759 code for a protein of 252 amino acids. NCBI's taxonomy places the organism in Eukaryota, Viridiplantae, Streptophyta, Magnoliopsida, Malvales, Malvaceae.
AUGGAGGUUAACUAUGUAGGGAAGAAAGGAUAUAACCGUUACUCCAACACCAAUAAUCUGAGAUGGCAUGAUCAUCCUAACUUUAGGUGGGGAGGAAACCAAGGGGAACCUCUCAAUCAAGGGAACCAAAACCUUAAUCCUUCAAAACCAAAUGCACCGUAUCAACCUCCAUUACCUUUUAGGGCACCCAAAGAUCAAGAAAGAAAAUCAACCUAUAGUAGCAACCCUCCAUUCCUCUACCAUAGCAGUAAUACUGAACCUAAUUUAAAGAGGGAAGGGAAGGAACAUGCCAAGGAAAUCACCCUUAGAUCCGUGGCUAUGGUUAAGGAACCUAUCCAAUCAAAUUUACAGGAGAAAGAAGUUAGUGAGAAGGAUGAGAGCACACAUACUCCUAGUGUUGGAGAUGGGAUGGGAGAAAAGGAAAAAAUAGUGAGAAGAGAGCAAAUCUCUCUUAAUGAGGAAUGCAACGCAGUAGUGUUAAGAAGAGUUCCUCCCAAGCUCAAGGAUCCCAGUAGCUUUACCAUCCCAAUAGAGAUAGACAAAGUUAGUUUCGGGAAAGCCUUAUGUGACAUAGGGGCAAGCAUUAACCUCAUGUCAUUGUCUAUCUAUAGGAGAUUAGGUUUGGGAGAGCUUAAGGAAACUACAGUUACCUUGCAAUUUGCCGACCGAUCUUUGUUUUUCAGGUGUUCGUGCGCCAUGAAAGAUAAUCUGGAAGUGAAUGAGGAUGAGGAAGACAUUACAAUUCUUAGGAGGCCUUAG